AUGAAUAAAAAGUCAGAAAAUUUUGCCUCAGUGAUGCUUACUACCAAGGUGAAGGAAAGAGAUAAAGAAAGGGGAAAAAGCAGAGAUGGAGCUAAAGAAAGCAAAUCUGUCCUUCUAGUUGUUGUUCCCUUCUUGGAGAUUGAUACGGAGGUGGAGGUGGAGGUGGGGGUGGCGGUAACGGUGGUGGCGGCGGCGAUGGAGGUGGUUGGUGUAGAUUUUGGAUUUGAGUUGGGGUUAGGGGUGGGCGAUGGGGUGCGAGAAAGAAGACAGGCGCUUCCAGUUUAUGCCGUUGGGCCCUUGCACUUUCUCCAGAAAGAUGUCGAAGAUAAAAGUCUAGAAAUUCUUGGAUCAAAUCUUUGGAAAGAAGAUCAACACUGUCUUGAAUGGCUCGAUUCCAAAGAGCCAAACUCUGUUGUCUAUGUAAAUUUUGGAAGCAUAACAGUCAUGACACCUAAACAACUCAUUGAAUUUGCUUGGGGCCUUGCAAAUAGUGGUCAAACCUUCUUGUGGAUCAUAAGGCCGGAUCUUGUCACUGGGGACGAAGCGAUUUUACCACCAGAGUUUCUUGAAGCCACCAAAGAAAGAAGCCUGCUGGCAAAUUGGUGCCCUCAGGAGAAAGUUCUUAGCCACCCUUCCAUUGGAGGAUUCUUAACUCAUAGUGGAUGGAAUUCAACUCUCGAGAGUAUUGGCAGUGGAGUGCCAAUGAUUUGUUGGCCAUUUUUUGCUGAGCAACAGACUAACUGUUGGUUCAGCUGCACCAAAUGGGGGAUUGGCAUGGAAAUCGAUAGUGAUGUAAAGAGGGAUGAAGUGGAAAUUCUUGUUAAAGAGUUGAUGACUGGAGAAAAGGGAAAAGAGAUGAAGAAAAGGGCCCUCGAGUGGAUGAAAUUGGCUAAAGAUUCUGCUAAAAAUUCAGAAGGAUCAUCUCACAAGAAUCUGGAAAAAGUGAUACAUCAAGUUCUUCUCUCUACAAAACUUUAGAGAAAUUAAUUGGCCUCCUUCAUGAUGCAUCCUUUGACACUGCUUUAUUUUUUUAGUUAUUUUCCAGUUAUUCUUUCAUGAUUUGUGGGGAUCAUGUCACUGUAUCUAUGCUAUGUUUGCUUUAUAUAGAUUAAAAAUUAAAAGGAA
Olea europaea var. sylvestris is the source of this 1125-nucleotide messenger RNA. Its product is annotated as 7-deoxyloganetin glucosyltransferase-like. Bases 1 to 978 code for a protein of 325 amino acids. Gene Ontology annotation, molecular function: UDP-glycosyltransferase activity. The transcript has 4 exons. Lineage: Eukaryota; Viridiplantae; Streptophyta; Magnoliopsida; Lamiales; Oleaceae. The record is from RefSeq and is a predicted model, not a curated record.